Strigops habroptila (Kakapo) is the source of this 6069-nucleotide messenger RNA. It is a transcript of the gene CILK1, whose product is annotated as ciliogenesis associated kinase 1. Gene Ontology annotation, biological process: intraciliary transport; intracellular signal transduction; protein phosphorylation. The transcript is spliced from 14 exons. NCBI's taxonomy places the organism in Eukaryota, Metazoa, Chordata, Aves, Psittaciformes, Psittacidae. The coding region runs from base 604 to 2460 and encodes 618 amino acids. Gene Ontology annotation, cellular component: cytoplasm; nucleus; cilium. The record is from RefSeq and is a predicted model, not a curated record. Gene Ontology annotation, molecular function: ATP binding; protein serine/threonine kinase activity.
CGGUGGUGCCGCUUCGCACCGCACCGCUGCCUCUCGCCUGAUGCCCCUACAGCCGCCUGCUUUCGGGGGACCCCUAAACCCGUCCCCGCGGCUGAGGCCGCGCUAGCAGGGCCCGCUGCCCGCCGCUGCCCACCCUCCUGCGGGGGGACCGACCGUCGCCGCUGUCGUGGAGCGUUAUCCUCCCGCGGGGAGCCCCGCCGCUGCUGGCGGGCGGGGAGGGCCGGGGCGGGGGGAGCGGCGGGUCGCACCAUGGGCUCGGCGGCCGGCGGCGCCCUGAGCGAGGCCCGCGGCCGCCGUGGGCCGCAGCUGGGCCGUGGAGGCGCGGGCUGGGCGGGAGGGCCGCGGUGGCGGCCGCCGGGGCCGCAGCGGCGCCAGUAGGGGCCUCUUGCGCGGCUUCCGCGGGCCGGGGCUUGGCCGGACGAGGGAAGGCAGGAAGGAAGAAGGCGCGGCCGCCACCAAAGGCUAAGUCUUGAAAACAUGAUUCCUGCAACUGUUCACACUGUCCUGAGUGCUCUAUAUUUAUGCUGCCACAGAAAGAACUGGUUACACUCGGAGGAGAAACACUAAGGACUGAAAUGCGCUUGCAGCUAAAGUAUCCUCAUCAUGAAUAGGUACACUACUAUCAGACAGCUUGGUGAUGGGACCUACGGCUCUGUCCUCCUAGGGAGAAGCAUUGAAUCUGGAGAGCUAAUAGCCAUUAAAAAAAUGAAGAGGAAGUUUUAUUCCUGGGAGGAAUGCAUGAACCUUCGAGAAGUUAAGUCUCUGAAGAAAUUAAACCAUGCCAAUGUAGUAAAGCUGAAAGAAGUUAUUAGGGAAAAUGAUCAUCUGUAUUUUGUGUUUGAAUACAUGAAGGAAAAUCUUUAUCAGUUAAUGAAAGAAAGAAACAAACUGUUUCCUGAGUCUACAGUUAGGAAUAUUAUGUAUCAGAUCCUGCAAGGGCUUGCGUUUAUCCAUAAGCAUGGGUUCUUUCACAGAGACUUGAAGCCUGAAAACCUCCUUUGCAUGGGACCAGAACUUGUGAAAAUAGCAGACUUUGGCUUAGCCCGAGAAAUCCGAUCCAGACCUCCUUACACUGAUUAUGUGUCCACACGAUGGUACAGGGCUCCUGAAGUCCUUCUCAGAUCCACCAGCUAUAGUUCUCCAAUAGAUAUUUGGGCUGUUGGUUGUAUAAUGGCAGAAGUUUACACACUGAGGCCUCUCUUCCCAGGCGCCAGUGAAAUUGAUACUAUAUUCAAAAUUUGCCAAGUCUUGGGAACACCAAAGAAGAAUGACUGGCUUGAAGGCUACCAACUCUCAGCCUCCAUGAAUUUUCGCUGGCCUCAGUGUGUACCUAACAACCUGAAAACCCUCAUACCUAAUGCUAGCAGUGAAGCGGUGCAGCUCAUGAGAGACAUGCUGCAGUGGGACCCCAAAAAGCGGCCAACAGCUAGUCAGGCACUUCGAUAUCCAUACUUCCAGGUUGGGCAUGCCCUGGGCAUUCAGGCACUGGGGAAACAAAAGGAACUGCAUAAUAAAUUGUCUCUGCAUAUUAAGCCUGUCCCUCCAGCACAACCUCCUCCAAAACCUCAUGCCCGCAUUUCAUCAAGGCCUUUUCAACAGAACCAGUCUUCUCAGCACUUGGCGUACCUGCAUAAGAAAGACAACAGUGGGGCUGAGCACAGUAACUACUUAAAGGAGGACAAGCCUAACCAGGUUCUUCUGCCAGCCAUUCACAAUAAGGUGCCUCAGCAGAAAACAUGUGCUGGGACUGAGAAUAUAAAUGGUGAACUUAAACCAAAACCUAGGCGGCGAUGGGGACAUCUUGCCACAACAGUGAAGAAUUCUGAAGACUGGGAUGACUUGGAAGACCUUGAUUUCAGUUCUUCUGUCACAAGAAUUGACUUGAAAAACAAGAAGAGGCAGAGUGAUGAUACUAUUUGUAGAUUUGAAAGCAUUUUGGACUUGAAGCCUUCGGAUGCUGUAGGCUCUGGCAGCAGUGCACCUUCCCAUGUGACCUUUUCACGGCAGGACACUCCUACAUUGCGAGUUUCUGCAGCAAAGCAACACUACUUGAGACAUUCUAGGUAUCUACCUGGAAUAAGCACAAGGAAUAGCAUAGUCUCCACUUCAAACAAAGAGUCCGUUCCGCCUAAUCCCUGGCCCAGUUCUGGUUUGCCUGGGAAAGCUUCUGGUCUGGGAGGAAGUAUUAACAGGAUGAAUUCAGGGUCCAUAGGAUCAAGUGGUUAUAUCCCUGCACUUCUGAAGAAGGAAGUAGGCUCUGCUGGGCAGAGGGUACAGUUAGCGCCAGCUGUGGAUCCAUCUUCUAAUUAUGCUUCCGUGAAGUCAGUAAGACCCCAUCUUGGACAGCCAUCAUUCAGUUCACCUACUAAAAGCACACCAAGGUUAAUGCCUUUCCCACCACCAGCUCAGCCAAUCCAUGGGCGCAUUGACUGGUCUGCAAAGUACGGUGCUCACCAGUGACGCGUGGAAAUACUCUCUGAACUAGUGGGUGUUUUCCAUGAAAUGGUGGCUAACAUGAGACAAUUUGAUACUGUUUUAUGUACCUGUAAAAGAGACAGAUCCUCUAUGAACAAGACAUUUUGAAGGGUUGGGUUUUUUUUUUUUACUUUUAUUUGUAUUCAUUUGAAUGCAAUCUUGUAACUUUUUGUAUAAAAUUGUUUUGUUAUAUAAUUGGGUCCAGUUAUUUUCAUAAAUCUGGUACAUUUUGUAUAUAUCGCUUAGGGGUUGUGGCAUUUUUAUACGAUAAAUUUUUAUAACAAACUUUUUUAAAAUUUCACUUUUCCUUUAUUAGAUUCAACUUUUUUAUAAAAGUGGAUUAAAAAAAGCAAAGUGGUGCAAUAUUGCAGUGGAAGAGAAGUACUGAGGAAGGGGCAUUAAUUAGACAUUUUCUGAAGUUUUUGUGCUAAAUGAGGCUGUAUAAUUUCAGUGAUGUCAUGUCUUGAUGCCACUCUUCUGUGGUCCUAUACUCAUUUGGUUUGUGCUGACAUCGAAGGAAUGAGUAACUAACAGUCUAAACUCCUUUGCAGUCACUCAGAGACUGCCAAAAGCCAGUGGGAGGCUUCUUUUUUAAUUUAUUUUUGCCUUUAAAAGGUUUUGUUGGACUGCUGUCCAGCUCCAUUCUUUUGCUUUUACCAAAUUUGGGGAAUCUCGUCGUUUGAUGAAGGGUGGCUGCCCUUCCGUAGAUCUGUUUUCUGACACGGCACGCUUUUGUCCUGCUUUCAAAGUUGCUUCUUGGCAUCGUUCACUAGGAAAUAGAAGGUGGACCUACCUCUCUUAGAUUCAUUUAAAUGUUCUAAUGAUUUCUAAGCAGAAAAAUCAGAUUUUAUUUCUUCUUUUUUGUUGUUGUUGUUAAUAUAAGAUUUGAAGACUUACUUAGGACAGUAUUAACAAUUAUAAUGCUGGUUUCAGAAUAAUGAAGUAUUAGUGAUACAGCAGUAGCAGAGUUUAAGCAAACAGUAUCUAUGCAGCUGACUUACUUUUCACAACUGUUUUAAAUCACUUUGGGGAAAAAAUAAUCCAGAGGAAAUGAGUGAGUUUAAGCUUACUUCAGUUUUUCCUCACUUCAAUACAUCUUCACUUACAAUGUCAAGAAUAUGUCAGCUUCGAUAAAUCAGACCCAAGGCUCUACUGAAAAAAAUGAGACCUUACCUGGUCCUGCCAAAAACUGUUCUAAAUUCGUGGUUGAUUUCACAGAAACUGAUACAGCCCUUUGAAGAGCAGUUUAAGUUAGUUUGUAAGAGCAAAUAAGUUAUCAGGUUAUAGAGAAAAGAGAAUAGCCCCAUAGUCUGGUUUAAUUCUGUAAUGGGAAGGAGUGCCAGAGUCCAGCCAUGAGCAAAAGAUUCAUUUAGAUCAUAGUCAGCAUUUGGCAGUUCCAGCACUUCCUUCACAGAAGGAAGAUAAAACAGUACAGUGCUGUGGAAGAACAUCUUCCAUAGCUGCGUUUUGGAACAGCAGCACCAAAGCUGAUGUGUGCUCUAAAAAUGGAUCUUCCUGCAGAAGUGUACAGGAAUGCUCACCUUUCUGAGCUCAUUUUAUGAACAGAUCAGGCAAAUUGUAUAUUUACAAGACUUAAAUCCAGUCUGAAGGGAUCAGAGCAGGUAUGCUUCUCAGCAUCCAACCAUUCUGAAGGAGCUGAGUGGCUACUGUGUUAAUGAGAUCCUAUGUGCCACGCUUGAUGCCAUGCUCCUGUUGUCCUAUACUCAUUUGCUUUGUACUGGCAUCAAAGGAAUGUGUAACUAACAGUCUAAACUCUCUUCACUGUGGACUGGAGACUGGAAACCCAUACUGGCUUUUUCAGUACUUUCCGUGGAGAACGUGUGGGACUCCGAGGAAACUGUACCUUAGAGUAGGCUGCUGGCUCAGUGCUGCAGGGGGGAGGAACUGUGAGGAACACUGGUCACCACUUGCUUUUGUGGACUUGGUCCACAGUGAGACAGCACUAGACAGAAGGGGUCUAUGAAUUAAAUAAAGUGUGUGUGUAAGACUUAUACAUGCCAAGGACGUGUUAUGUGUCCAGCUACUCCAUUAUUUGCUCAUUGCAAGUGCUAUCUCUAGACCAUACCUAGCUGCUUCGAAAGCAGUGGUGCCAAUGCAUGGCAGUAAAACAAAGCAGCCUUUCGAUUUCUAAAACACACACUGAUGGUGUUUUUUGGUAAGUGGAAAAGGAAAUAUGUAUAUUUGUGUUAGAACUGGAAAGAGUUGUUUCUUGUGGCAGAAAUAAAUAUCUGUAUUUAUAUCUAGAUAUUCAAUUUAUUUUAUCACUCUCUCAAAAGGGAAUACUAUUCUAAGUAUCCCUAGACCCGAGUAGACAAUGUAAUUAGUCUGUUCCAUGCACUUAAUUCCUACUACAGGAAGUGGGAGAUGAAAAAGUCACAAGAAUGGGCUGCUUGGGCUUGGGUUCAUCCUAUCUAAACAUGAGCUCCUUUAUUGUGAGGUGACUCUGAACUAAUGGUGAGUGAGAAUCAUCUAAGAGAAAUUUGGCUCACUUGAGAACUUAAUAGCCCUCUGGAGACACCUGGGUCUCCCCACUGAGGAGGGGGGCUACUCCACGUGUUGAAAGUAACACAGGAUGAAUUCGAACAUGCCCUGUGAUGUCUGAGCCUGUAUCAGCCCUGUGGUGAUUUGGUGAUUUUCUUUGACUAUAGCAUUCAGGUUUUGGUCAGUCGAGUGAAAAGAUCAGCAAAAGUAGAAAGGUAGUAGUACUCUUUUUUGCGUAUCUCCUCCUUUUGCAAUUUAAAGCCUUUAUGUAGGAAAAAAACCCUAAUAAUCUUGAUAUUCAGAAUCCCUUCUGCUAGUUUUAACUUAGCGGACAGAAAAUGAGCUGAGUAUAAUGGCAGCACCAGUAGUCUUUACUCGAGACUCCAGCAAAUUCCAAGUGAAGCUGGAAAGUUUUGCACCAGGACUGAGUGGGGUGAGUGUGUUAGUGUGCUGUCUCAGUGUGCAGAGCACGUAUGGAAAAGAUGUAGGGCUUCAUUAUAUUGCAGUCUGGAGCAGCAGCGUAUCUGAGGAUUUAUGACAUGUAACUUACUACUUUGUGCUUUCGUAUUUAGCAGCACCUUUAUGUAAAACGUUUUUAGAAUUCUGCUGUUUACAUUUUGUCAGACUUCUGCAUAACAUGUAAUAAUGACCGCUGGAAGUCAAGGAGCCUGGCAGUGGGCUCAUUCACCUCUGUAAUCCACAUUUUUUUCCUAAAAGUAUUGUGUCAGUGCCAUGAUGUUAGCAAAAAAAGAAAGAAAGAAACAAAGCUGGAAAACCCACUUCCACAGUAUCUCUGUGUCUAAUAAGGCUGUUGGUGUGAGUAGGCUGUUGCGUAAUGUGAGGAGGAAGAUACCAAUUGAGAGAACAUGUUUGAACUUAUGUGGAAGGAGAAGGUGGAAUUGUCAAGAGUGAGUAAAGAAAUAACAGUUCUUGUUUAUUCUGUGGUUUUGUUCAAAAUAUUACACAUGCUUGUUUUGUUCCUUCUGUGUCAAGUCUCCUGCGCGGAAUAAAGUUACUCUUGAAGAAAUAUCAACUGACUGACAAGGGUCUUGAUCUUUUAUUCAGUUUUUAAUAAAAACUCUGUAGUUUGGC